Messenger RNA from Anarrhichthys ocellatus (wolf-eel), 3858 nucleotides. RefSeq names its product myotubularin related protein 9 (gene mtmr9). The transcript has 11 exons. Bases 171 to 1820 code for a protein of 549 amino acids. Gene Ontology annotation, molecular function: protein phosphatase binding. The record is from RefSeq and is a predicted model, not a curated record. Gene Ontology annotation, biological process: phosphatidylinositol dephosphorylation; negative regulation of autophagy. Gene Ontology annotation, cellular component: cytoplasm. NCBI's taxonomy places the organism in Eukaryota, Metazoa, Chordata, Actinopteri, Perciformes, Anarhichadidae.
UCAUACGGUCUGUCACGGUUAGCUAGCUAGCCAACGUUAGCCACUUCAUUUCCUGAAUCAAUGUAACUUUAGCUCAGGUUAGCUGACAGAUUGCUGCAGCGUUUAUUGGUUUAUUGACAUCGAUUCGCUCGAUAUAUUUCUUUGAAAGCAGCACAGCCGGACCUCAGGUCAUGGAGUUUGCAGAGUUGAUAAAGACCCCCAGGGUGGAUGGGGUUGUCCUACAUCGGCCUUUCAUGCCCACUGUGGAGGGGACCCUGUGUUUGACUGGGCAUCACCUGAUUCUCUCCUCCAGACAGGACAACACUGAGGAACUGUGGCUGCUUCACUCAAACAUUGACUCUAUAGAGAAAAGAUUUACGGGGUCUCUGGGAAGCAUCAUAGUCAAAUGUAAAGACCUGAGGGUGAUCCAGCUCGACAUUCCUGGCAUGGAGGAGUGUCUUAACAUUGCCAGUUCUGUUGAGGCUCUGUCCACGCUUGACCUACUCUCCCUGAUGUACCCGUUCUUCUACCGGCCCAUGUUUGAAGUCAUAGAAGACGGCUGGAAUUCAUUUCUCCCAGAGGAGGCCUUUAAAGAUUUGGAGUCCAUGACAGAUGAGUGGAGACUGAGUGAAGUCAACAAGGACUUCAGUGUCUGUUCCUCAUACCCCCCUCUAGUGGCAGUGCCCAAAGAUGUUGACGACGACACACUGAGGAAAGUAGCUACCUUCCGUCACGGCGGCCGUUUUCCAGUACUUAGCUACUACCACAAGAAGAACGGCAUGGUGAUGAUGCGAGCAGGGCAGCCUCUGACAGGGACCAAUGGGCGACGGUGUAAGGAAGACGAGAAGCUGAUCAAUGCCACGCUGCGACCGGGCAAACGUGGCUACGUCAUCGACACGCGCACCAUCAAUGUUGCCCAGCAGGCCAAAGCUCGAGGUGGAGGGUUUGAGUCUGAGGCCAACUACCCCCAAUGGAGGAGGAUUCACAAGGCAAUUGAAAGGUCCAACAUCCUCCAGGAGAGCCUGAUAAAGCUGGUAGAGGCGUGUAACGACCAGUCCCACAGCAUGGACCGCUGGUUAAGCAAGCUGGAGGCUUCCAACUGGCAGACUCACGUCAAGGAGAUCCUCACCACGGCCUGCCUGGCGGCCCAGUGUAUCGACAGGGAGGGAGCGUCGGUGCUCGUUCACGGCACCGAGGGGACAGACUCCACCCUGCAGGUGACCUCCUUGGCUCAGAUCAUCCUUGAUCCGGCCUGCAGGACCAUCAGAGGCUUCCAGGGCCUGGUGGAGCGAGAGUGGCUUCAGGCGGGUCACCCAUUCCACCAGCGCUGCGCCAUGUCGGCCUUCUCCAACAGCAAGCCUCGCCAAGAGGCUCCGGUCUUCCUCCUCUUCUUGGACUGUGUGUGGCAGAUCCUUCGCCAGUUUCCAUGUUCCUUUGAAUUCAGCGAGAGCUUCCUAGUGCUGGUCUUUGAACACGCCUAUGCGUCUCAGUUCGGCACCUUCCUGGGCAACAAUACAGCUGAGAGAACCAAACUGUCUCUGCCUGAGAAGACUGUGUCCCUUUGGUCGUGGGUUAACCGGCCCCAAGAACUGGAGCGUCUGACCAACCCGCUCUACGAGGCCAACAGUCUUGUGAUCUGGCCCUCUGUGGCCCCUCAGAGUCUGCUGCUGUGGGAAGGAGUGUUCCUCCGUUGGAACCGCUCCUCCAAGUGUUUGGACGAGGCCUACGAGGAAAUGGUACAUAUAAUUGAAUACAACAAGGAGCUUCAAAACAAAGUGAACAGCCUGCGCAGGCAGCUGGCCCAUCUGGAAACUGAAGAUCCUCUGCUGCAGACGCCAUAGAGAGGGAGAGAGGGAGAGAGAGAGGGAGAGAGAGGGAGAGAGAGAGAUUGAGAGCUGUGAAAGGAAGCCAGAUGGAUGAAAGAGGUAAACAAUGUGAAAAUAUAACAAAGUACAUUAACGGGAUCAAUGUCCCAGUUUUUUUGGCUUUGGUUAUGUUCUUCUCAGAUACGUGAGAAUGUAUAAUUCAAACUGUUUUAAUUUAGUUUUUUUUUGUAUAUGAUUGAUGAUGAAAUAUUUUGGUUUCCCUCACAGAAAAAAAAAAAAAGAAAAUGAAAUGACAAGGCACUAAACCCAUAUUACCUUCAAAAUCAACCGCUCGUUCAUGCAGAUAUCGUUCACACGGUUUAUAUGACUGAAUGGGCUGACAGAGGGCCCUGAUUCAUAAAAACAAAUGUAAACAUCUUGUUUACCCCCCCCCCCCUUCCGCCGCACGUCUCACACUCACUGACAUUCAGGGACCUUCUCCGAUUUCUCAAUCCCGCCGUAUUUUUUGGGCAUUGAUCCGAUUCAUCCUGCUGAAUGUAUAGGCCGCUGAAGAGUAACUAUGGCAACAUAUAUGGUGAUAUAAGGCAGCGUGUGAGAUGAUGUAAUAAGCGUAGGUAGUGCUGUACGAUGGGGGGGAGGGGAGGCUUUGUUUGAGAGGGAUCUGAACACGAUAUCUUGUAUGUUUAUCUGAUCAUUACUUGACAUUCCAUGGCUGGAGGUACUCCACACACACACUUGUAAAAAUGUUAGCUCACCUGCUUAUGUUUUUCCAAUCUUAUUAAGCGUCAUAAAAAAAUGUAGUCACAUAUGUAACACUGGCCAUGUUGGUCAUAUGAUUGAUGAUCACGUGGAGGUUUGUCUGCUUAUGAAGUAAAAACAUUGUAUUUAUGUGAGAUAUUGCUUUCAAGACCAAUUUAUAUUUUGGUAAUUAGAGUUCUAUAAUAGUUGUGUUCAAGCACAUUAUUAAAUGAAAUGCAUAUCUGCUGUUUUCUAGUUUAAGAUCCAGAACUGAUGCACUUUGUGUGAAAGGCAUGUACAACAUCAGAAAGUACGAUUAGAAUUCUUCAAGCAUACGUUUUGUUGUCAGUAUUUACCAGCUGUCGCCAUAUUAGACAAUAUGACUUAAUAUUAAAACGUUCAAACAUGUCGACAUAUAUCAACAAACUCAAGCUAUUAGACUACAAAUGACACGAACAGUAUUUCACUUCAGUGUCGAUGUCUUGCAUCCGAAGUGAUUCUUUUCUUCGUACUGUGUAGUCCAUGACCAGGACAGUCACAUUAAAACACUGUCGUUUAUUUGCACUCAGAAGCAGAUCAACUUAAAGUCUGUGGGCAUAGUGACGUGAAGAUCAUCUUUCAAUGCUGUCAAUGGGCGAAGGUAGCUGCCAUUUGCAUAAUACUAUUAAGAAAGCUGUAUGCUGCACUUUAAAUACAACAUAAAUGGCAGUUUUGGGGGUUAAAUUAAAUCCACAGUGGUCAUCCUUGGCCAGUUUAGUUUGUUUUGCCAGCAAGAAAUUGCAUUUUGUUUACUUGUGUCUGUCAUCGUGAUACAUUUAAUCUGUUUUUGCUUCAAUAAUGAUUUGAUGAUCACUAUACUGAACUGAUUCCAGCCACUACAUUAAAAUGCUUUAUAAAGGGAAAGUUGUUUAUAGCUGCACGAUAUACAUGUUUUCCUUUUGCCAAAAAAAAACUACUACACCGUACCUACCGUUGCUUUGUGUGUGUGUGUGUGUGUGUGUGUGUGUGUGUGUGUGUGUGUGUGUGUGUGUGUGUGUGUGUGUGUGUGUGUGCAUGAAUGGAACAAUGCAUUGUAUCAAGGGGAAGGUUAGAUUUACAAUUGUGCAAAUUUGCUGUGCUUGCAUUAUGCUUAAUGUUAUCCCUUAUAAAUGAUUGUUGCUCUACGGUGUUUGUGCAAUGCCAUACUGCAAAAUCAUAACGCAAAAUGUACUUUUAAUUACUUUUAUCAAUGUUUCUGUAAAAUGAUAUUAUUGUUCAAAAGAUUAAAUGGUUUUUUUUAAAGUUUCAAGCCAUUAUUAAAGACUACAGCACAAAA